Messenger RNA from Apodemus sylvaticus (European woodmouse), 7244 nucleotides. It is a transcript of the gene Kidins220, whose product is annotated as kinase D interacting substrate 220. Lineage: Eukaryota; Metazoa; Chordata; Mammalia; Rodentia; Muridae. The coding region runs from base 213 to 5531 and encodes 1772 amino acids. The transcript has 30 exons. Gene Ontology annotation, molecular function: protein binding. The record is from RefSeq and is a predicted model, not a curated record.
GACCUGUCAGUUCCUGAGUCUCCGGAAAAUGGCCGCCGGGCGUGGUACGGGCAAAGCUGUGCGCUCUUGGUGUCGUGUCCUCUGACAAGGUCUGCGGCGCUGCGAGCCGGUUCUGCAGAGCCGAGGGCGCUGUCAUCGGCCAGGCCGUGACACGGUCAGCGCAGAGGCGGAGAGGUCGGGUGAAUUAAAGUCGGCCAUAGAUUUCUGUGAAAAUGUCGGUUCUUAUAUCACAGAGUGUGAUAAAUUAUGUGGAAGAAGAAAAUAUUCCUGCUCUGAAAGCUCUUCUUGAGAAGUGCAAAGAUGUAGAUGAGAGGAAUGAGUGUGGCCAGACGCCGCUGAUGAUAGCUGCUGAGCAGGGCAAUGUGGAGAUAGUGAAAGAACUGCUUAAGAAUGGAGCCAGCUGCAACCUGGAAGACCUGGAUAACUGGACUGCGCUUAUAUCAGCAUCUAAAGAGGGCCACAUCCACAUCGUGGAGGAGCUGCUGAAGUGUGGGGCCAAUCUGGAGCACCGCGACAUGGGCGGAUGGACGGCUCUCAUGUGGGCGUGCUACAAAGGCAGGACAGAUGUUGUGGAGUUGCUACUUUCUCAUGGUGCCAACCCAAGUGUCACUGGUUUGCAGUACAGUGUCUACCCAAUCAUUUGGGCAGCGGGCAGAGGCCACGCCGACAUAGUGCAUCUUCUGCUGCAGAAUGGUGCGAAAGUCAAUUGCUCUGAUAAGUAUGGAACAACCCCUUUGGUAUGGGCUGCCCGAAAGGGUCAUUUGGAAUGUGUGAAGCAUUUGCUAGCCAUGGGAGCUGAUGUUGAUCAAGAAGGAGCUAAUUCAAUGACUGCACUCAUUGUGGCAGUGAAGGGGGGCUACACGCAGUCAGUGAAGGAGAUUCUGAAAAGGAACCCAAAUGUGAACCUGACUGAUAAGGAUGGAAACACAGCCCUGAUGAUUGCAUCGAAGGAGGGACAUAUAGAGAUUGUGCAGGACCUGCUGGAUGCCGGAACAUACGUGAACAUACCCGACAGGAGUGGGGAUACUGUAUUGAUUGGCGCUGUGAGAGGUGGUCAUGUUGAAAUUGUUCGAGCACUUCUCCAAAAAUACGCCGAUAUAGACAUUAGAGGGCAGGACAAUAAGACUGCGCUGUAUUGGGCUGUUGAGAAAGGAAAUGCGACAAUGGUGCGAGAUAUCCUGCAGUGCAAUCCUGAUACAGAAAUAUGCACAAAGGAUGGUGAGACACCGCUAAUCAAAGCCACCAAGAUGAGAAACGUUGAAGUGGUGGAGCUGCUGCUGGAUAAGGGGGCGAGGGUGUCUGCUGUGGACAAGAAAGGUGACACUCCCCUGCACGUUGCCAUCCGAGGGAGGAGCCGGAGACUGGCAGAACUUCUUUUACGGAACCCCAAAGAUGGACGGUUACUUUACCGGCCCAACAAAGCAGGCGAGACUCCCUACAACAUCGACUGCAGCCACCAGAAAAGCAUUUUAACUCAAAUAUUUGGAGCCAGACACUUGUCCCCUACGGAAACAGACGGUGACAUGCUUGGUUAUGAUCUGUAUAGCAGCGCUUUGGCAGAUAUCCUCAGUGAGCCCACGAUGCAGCCACCCAUCUGUGUGGGCUUGUAUGCACAGUGGGGGAGUGGGAAGUCUUUCCUACUCAAGAAACUAGAAGAUGAAAUGAAGACGUUUGCAGGACAACAGAUCGAGCCUCUCUUCCAGUUCUCGUGGCUCAUAGUGUUCCUCACCCUGCUGCUGUGUGGGGGGCUCGGCCUAGUCUUUGCUUUCACAGUUGACACAAACCUCGCCAUUGCAGUCUCAUUGAGUUUCCUGGCUCUCUUAUAUAUAUUCUUCAUCAUCAUUUACUUCGGUGGACGGCAGGAAGGAGAGAGUUGGAACUGGGCCUGGGCUCUCAGUACCAGACUGGCAAGACACAUUGGGUACCUGGAGCUCCUCUUCAAACUGAUGUUUGUGAACCCACCUGAACUACCAGAGCAAACUACAAAGGCUUUGCCUGUGAGGUUUUUGUUUACAGAUUACAAUAGACUCUCCAGUGUUGGAGGAGAAACUUCCCUGGCUGAAAUGAUCGCGACCCUCUCAGAUGCUUGUGAGAGAGAAUUCGGCUUUUUGGCUACCCGGCUUUUUCGAGUAUUCAAGACUGAAGAUACUCAGGGUAAAAAGAAAUGGAAAAAAACAUGCUGUCUCCCAUCUUUUAUCAUCUUUCUUUUUAUUGUUGGCUGCAUUAUUGCUGGAAUCACUCUUUUGGCUAUAUUCAGAGUUGACCCAAAACAUCUGACAGUGAAUGCUAUCCUCAUAGCCAUUGCAUCCAUCGUGGGGUUGGCCUUUGUGCUGAACUGUCGGACGUGGUGGCAAGUGCUGGACUCUCUCCUGAAUUCUCAGCGAAAGCGCCUCCAUAGUGCUGCCUCCAAGCUACAUAAGCUAAAAAGUGAAGGGUUCAUGAAAGUCCUAAAGUGUGAGGUGGAACUGAUGGCCAGGAUGGCAAAAACCAUUGAUAGCUUCACUCAAAACCAGACAAGGCUGGUGGUUAUCAUUGAUGGCCUGGAUGCCUGUGAGCAAGACAAAGUCCUGCAGAUGCUGGACACUGUCCGAGUUCUGUUUUCAAAGGGCCCUUUUAUUGCCAUUUUUGCCAGUGAUCCACAUAUUAUUAUAAAGGCCAUCAACCAGAACCUGAAUAGUGUGCUCCGUGAUUCAAAUAUAAAUGGGCAUGACUAUAUGCGCAAUAUAGUUCAUUUACCGGUUUUCCUUAAUAGUCGUGGGCUUAGCAAUGCAAGAAAAUUUCUUGUAACUUCAGCAACAAAUGGGGACAUUUCGUGCUCAGAUACCACAGGAGUACAGGAGGAUGCUGACAGAAGAGUUUCACAGAACAGCCUUGGGGAGAUGACAAAGCUGGGUAGCAAAACGGCUCUCAACAGAAGGGAUACUUAUCGCAGAAGACAGAUGCAGAGAACCAUCACCAGGCAGAUGUCCUUCGAUCUCACAAAGUUGCUGGUUACUGAGGAUUGGUUCAGUGACAUCAGUCCUCAGACCAUGAGACGGCUACUCAAUAUUGUUUCUGUGACAGGGCGGCUACUAAGAGCCAAUCAGAUUACUUUCAACUGGGACAGGCUAGCCAGCUGGAUCAACCUUACCGAGCAGUGGCCGUACCGGACAUCCUGGCUCAUACUGUAUCUGGAAGAGACUGAAGGUAUUCCUGAUCAGAUGACGUUAAAGACCAUCUAUGAGAGAAUAUCAAAGAAUAUCCCAACAACUAAAGAUGUUGAGCCGCUUCUUGAAAUUGAUGGAGAUAUAAGAAAUUUUGAAGUGUUUUUGUCUUCAAGGACUCCAGUUCUUGUGGCUCGAGAUGUAAAGACCUUUUUACCGUGCACAGUAAACCUGGAUCCCAAACUACGGGAGAUCAUUGCAGAUGUUCGAGCUGCAAGAGAACAGAUCAACAUAGGAGGCCUCGCGUAUCCCCCCCUCCCUCUGCACGAAGCCCCUCCUCGGCCACCUUCUGGGUAUAGUCAACCUGCAUCUGUCUGCUCCUCCUCAGCAUCUUUCAACGGGCCCUUCCCAGGCGGGGUUGUGUCCCCACAGCCGCACAGCAGCUAUUACAGCGGCCUGUCCGGACCCCAGCACCCCUUCUACAACAGGCCAUUCUUUGCCCCACACCUUUACACGCCAAGGUAUUACCCUGGCGCUUCCCAACAUCUCAUCUCACGCUCACCAGUAAAAACGAAUUUGCCCAGAGAUCAGAACAAUGGCCUAGAAGUAAUCAAGGAGGAUGCUGCCGAGGGCCUUCCUUCACCCACAGACUCCUCGAGGGCAUCCGUUCCUGCCACAGGCACCUCACUCUUACUGAGUUCAAUGUCUGUGGAUGUCGUGUGUGAGAAACUGAGACAGAUAGAAGGGCUGGACCAGAGCAUGCUGCCUCAGUAUUGCACGACCAUCAAGAAGGCAAACAUAAACGGCCGGGUACUGGCUCAGUGUAAUAUUGAUGAGCUGAAGAAAGAGAUGGCUAUGAACUUUGGAGACUGGCAUCUUUUCAGAAGCAUGGUCUUAGAAAUGAGAAGUGUGGAAAACCAGGUGGUCCCUGAAGACCCACGCUUCCUCAAUGAAAACUCCAGCGCCCCAGUUCCUCACGGGGAGUCUGCUCGCCGCGCUUCUCACAGCGAACUGCCGCACACGGAGCUCUCCAGCCAGACUCCCUAUACCCUCAACUUCAGCUUCGAAGAACUCAACACGCUUGGCCUAGAUGAGGGAGCCCCACGGCACAGUAAUCUGAGUUGGCAGUCACAAACUCGCAGAACCCCAAGUCUCUCGAGUCUCAAUUCCCAGGACUCCAGUAUUGAAAUUUCAAAGCUCACUGAUAAGGUGCAGGCCGAGUAUAGAGACGCUUAUAGAGAGUACAUUGCUCAGAUGUCCCAGUUAGAAGGGGGCACAGGGGCGUCAACACUAAGCGGCAGAUCUUCUCCACACAGCACAUACUACAUAGGUCAGAGUUCUUCAGGGGGCUCCAUUCAUUCUAAUCUAGAUCAAGAGAGGGGGAAGGAGAGCGAGCUAAAGCAGGAGGAUGGGCGGAAGUCAUUCUUAAUGAAGAGGGGGGAUGUCAUAGAUUACUCCUCAUCAGGGGUGUCCACUAAUGAGGCCUCACCCCUGGACCCCAUUACUGAAGAAGAUGAGAAAUCUGACCAGUCAGGUAGUAAACUACUCCCAGGCAAGAAAUCUUCAGAACGGCCCAGUCUCUUCCAGACAGAUUUGAAGCUUAAGGGAGGUGGUCUGCGCUACCAGAAACUGCCCAGUGAUGAAGAUGAGUCUGGUACAGAAGAGUCAGAUAAUACCCCACUGCUCAAAGAUGAUAAGGACAAAAAGGCUGAAGGCAAGGCAGAGAGAGCGGCCAAGUCUCCAGAGCACAGUGCCGAGCCUAUCAGAACAUUCAUUAAAGCAAAAGAGUACUUGUCGGACGCCCUCCUUGACAAAAAAGAUUCCUCAGAUUCGGGAGUGAGGUCCAAUGAGAGUUCUCCCAACCACUCGCUCCACAAUGAGGCAGCAGAUGACUCCCAACUGGAAAAGGCAAAUCUCAUAGAGCUUGAAGAUGAGGGCCACAGUGGGAAGCGGGGGAUGCCGCACAGUCUGAGUGGCCUGCAGGAUCCAAUUAUAGCCCGGAUGUCCAUUUGCUCAGAAGACAAGAAAAGCCCUUCCGAGUGCAGCCUGAUCGCUAGCAGCCCUGAAGAGAGCUGGCCUGCCUGCCAGAAGGCCUACAACCUAAACCGAACGCCCAGCACUGUGACUCUGAACAACAACACUGCGCCCACUAACAGAGCCAAUCAGAACUUUGAUGAGAUAGAGGGAGUCAGGGAAACAUCCCAAGUCAUUCUGAGGCCUGGGCCCAGUCCCAACCCAACUGCUGUGCAGAAUGAAAACCUCAAGAGCAUGGCGCACAAGCGAAGCCAGCGCUCCAGCUACACCAGGCUCUCGAAAGAUGCAUCUGAGCUGCAUGCGGCCUCCUCCGAGAGCACGGGCUUUGGAGAAGAGAGAGAAAGCAUUCUUUAAGGAAAAGAAAGUGGAGUAGCGUUGUCCUACCUGAGGACAAGAUGUCAUAGCUUUGAGUUGACUCAUCCUCAUUACUCAUCGUGUUUAUGCAUCACAGACACCUGAUAGGUGGUCAGGCACAUGGGGAAGUAGACAGGAAAGCCUGAGGACAGUCACCAGUCAUCUCCAUUGUCACCAUCACCACAGGCACUUCAACGUCUCACUACCACUGUAAUGCCCUUUCCUGGCACACAGCUCUGCAGACUGAUGAGGACAGGCUGAAUACAGGAAUAGGUCAGAAGUGGGGUUAAAGUUGGAAGGGCUUAAAGCACAAGGAAGUAAACCUAGAGAUCUCCUUUACGAACUAUUCAUGUAACGUUUGAGGGGAGAUCUAGUGUUAGAUGAAGCAGAAACCAAUUUCACUGUUAGUGUUUAAACUUGGUGCAGAUUUAUAGGUUUUAGAGUAGCCCAGAGACUAAAAGUGAACACCUAGCAAAUGGAUAGCCAGUGUUCUGGAUAAGAAUCAUUGCUCUUAAGAGGUCUUAAAAUUUAAGUAGAAAAUAUAUACUAAAGAGGGCGAUAAAAGUUGAUGAUGAAAUGAUGAUUAAGCAGAACCCAAAGCAGUGGCCUGGGCCAUGAUGAAUCAUUUGCAGAAGAGGUGGUGGAGGGCAAUAUAUUCCUGGAUACUCUCUCCAGACCUAGGCCUGGCUUCUGACACCAUCUACCUGUGCCCUCAAAACCAUCUUAGUCUGUUCUGCAACUCCUGAGUAAGACACCUAGCUUAGCUUAUGGCUAAGGAAAAAAAAUUAUUGGUACUGGUGAUUAAACUCAGGACCUCACAGAUCUAAGUCCUGUGUUGACUUAGCUACAUCCCCAGACCCAACCAUGAGUCCCUUCCUUCCUCCAGAGAUUUGGGAAGACGUGUAUAAGACUCCAGUAGACUCUUAAUGAAGGUGUUGGCAAGUUAUUCCGUUAAAGGAGUUAGUGACGGUGACACUAGACAAAUAACAGUAUUUAGUUUGCUAACAUUAAAUCACUGCCUCUGUACUGCAAUAGUUUAUCUGUUCCUAAAUCAGCAUUUCAAUUCAGGGGAUGGGGGAAUUAUAAAAAUGGAGGCAUGGUUUUAAAAGGGGAAUUUGAAAGCAUACAACAAAGCAAGAACAGAAUCAGAGCUGGUGUGACCUUGACACUUUUAUUAUUCUUAGCAAAGCUAGGAGAAUGACCACAUACAUUUAAGUAUCAUGUAGGCUAGAGGUGUGCCUGUCUUCAUCUUGCAUUGAAACUGUUUGCCAUUUGAUCAUAGUGUGUUCCCAUAGAUCAGCUCUAGUGGUUCGUCCUGAGCCAUGGGUAGGAUUGUAGAUGUAAGGUUGCAGGUUUAGUUCUCAUUGAGAUGUCCAUGACUGACUAGACCUGUGUGGUUCACUUGGCACUGUGCUGGUAGCUGCUGUGUCUCACUGCCUUGCUGUUUGAGUGUAACUGGGCAUUCUCAUGAAGUGCAUAUGUUGCAUGAUCUUUAACAGGUGUUUUUAAACAUUGAAAACAGCACGAUGUUAUGACAUUAUGCAUUAGUAGUAUGCAGUAUCAUGUAAUGGGUGCGUCAGAGGCAGUGUGGUUUCUUUCCAGGUGAGUAGUUAUAGCUUACAGCCACGGGAGCCCUUUAUUUACAGUCUGUGACGUCAAUGCUGGAGUGCAAAGUGCACAUGGAGACUAGGAACAAUAAAGACUUGCAUGCCA